AUUGUGUGUUGCAUAUCAAUCAAAAAGAAAUGGAACACAUGUGGGAACACGUGUGUAUUGGGUUACUGCAACUGUUAUUGUUUUCGUUCGCAAGAGAGUUUAUUAGUUUCGUGUUGCAAUAAUUCCCGACUUCGCGUUCCGUUUUCCGAUAUUAUUAAGCAUGUCACGUGCACUCGUUUUAUUUAAGCCAGCUUUACCCGGAGCCGAAGAUAAGUGCCAUACAACCACUUGUUGAAACCUGUCCCAUUAAAGUUAGAAAAUGCAGUCUGUGAGAAUUAGACAGGUCACUGUGCCUCUGAAGAUAAAAAGUGAUGUCAUUUUUAACAUAAAUCACACUCUGGAAAUAGCAGCACUUCAAAAACUAAUAAAAAAUGAGCUUCAGGUGGAUGUUGCCAAACAAAAAUUGUACUAUGGAGGAAAACAAUUGAUAUCUGACCAUUCAAUAGCAGACUACAAAAUUAAAAAUAAUGAUGUUAUUCAGUUAUUAGUGACAACUGACAAUACUGAAAAGAAAUCCACAAAGAUUGACUCUGAUGACGCUAGUGUAAGAGAUAGUGAUGUUAUAAAUACAACAAGUAAAUAUUACAAAAUUGGCGAUUUAGUUGAUGUUGUGUAUAAAGAAAUCGGUGCUUGGUUUGAGGCUAAAAUUGUUAGUAUUUAUACAGAAGUGACCACCAGUACUGAUGAAGAAGAUUUGUUAUUUCAAGUAGUUAUGGACAGAGACGAGCAGACAGCCCCGUUAAACGUUAAUUUUCAUGAUAUUCGACCAAGAGCAAAAUAUUUAUACCAAUUGUCAGAACUAAAACCAGAAAUGGUUGUUUUUGUCAAUUAUAACAUAAAUAAACCAAGAGAGACAGGAUACUGGUAUGAUUUUAAAAUAGGAGAGAUAAAUAUAAAAAAAUGUACUCUGGUUGGGACUCUGAUGCUAGGUGGAGACCUUGAGGACAUUAAUUGCACAGUCAAGUUCGCCAACGAGGUCAUGAAAAUUGAAAAGCCAACCUUGAUCUGUGAAAGGGGAAGUGAAACUAAAACAAUCCCUUUAAGAAAAUUGCCUCUUUAUUGCAAAAAAUGUAAAGAUGUUUCUGUAAAAGAUUGUAAAGAGUGCAGCUGUAACAUUUGCGGCAAAAAAAACUUCAUUGAUAAGUUAAUUAUAUGCGAUGAGUGUGAAUACACUUACCAUUUAUUUUGUCUUCAACCACCAUUGGAUGAUAUUCCAACAGAUCCAGAAUGGUAUUGUCCGGAUUGUAAAAAUGAUGAGAAUGAAAUUGUUAAACCAGGAGAAAAUUUGAAUAAAUUUCACAAUGGAAAUGAGACUAAAACACAAGUACGAACCUGUACACCAAAAAAUUCCUUUGGUCCCAUCCUGGGAAUACAAGUAGGUACUGUGUGGAACGACAAAUCUCAGAUAUUUGAGGCGGGUGUUCACACAAAUUCCGCGAGCAAUGUCUGUGGAGCGGAAGAAGGUGUUUACAGCAUUGUAUUAGAGAAUCCUCAUGAAGUAUUACAAGAUUGUGGAGACGAAUUCUACUACAACAUUUUUAGUCGUUCUACUAUGAAACCGCGAACGAUUACCACAAAAGUAUUUAUACAACACAUUACCAAAAUGGCCAAACAAUUAACUUCAAACUGCCACAAUUAUAAAAGAGAAAAUUGCAGUUUCGGCAAAGCUGAUAUCUGGGAACGCGGAAAACCAAUCAGGAUUGUCAGAAGUGACAAACUGAGGAACAUCUCAAAAUUUGCCCCUGAAAAUGGUUUUAGAUACGACGGAAUCUACAAAGUCGUGGAAUAUUUUCCACAUAUAGAUGCAACAGGAUGUAUUGUUUGGCGUUUUCUUAUGAAAAGAGAUGACCCGAAUCCAGUACCUUGGAAAAUUACAGAGCACAAGUUUGUUCCUAUCUCGAGAAUCGGAGAGGAUCAUGUACGUAAAAAACCGAAACUGGAAAAAUUCGAAAUAGGUGAAAAUGUAAUUAAAUUUAUUAAGGCCGAUGUUGUCAAUGAAAAAGUAUGGAACGAAUGUGUAGAAAUAACCGAGCUUGGAGAAGAAGCAUUUGUUAAAAAAGUGAAGGAGAUGUUUACUUGUGUUUGCUGUCACGAUAUAGUUCACAUGCCCAUCACAACACACUGUAAACAUAAUAUUUGUCAUGAAUGUCUGAAAAAAUGUUUUCAUUCUGAAAUUUAUUACUGCCCUUGUUGCCGACUUAAAGUGGAGAAGAAACUUUUAAGUAAAGUUAAUCACAAUCUCAGUGGCGCUUUGAGGCUCUUGUUUCCUGGAUACAGAUUUUUCUAAUGAAAUGUAUUUAUUUUGGUAUUAAUUUCCUUUAUUUUUACAGGUACUUAUUUUUUAUUAAAUAUAUUUAAAAUUGUAACGCAAUAAUAAAAACUAUAAAAAAAUG
Messenger RNA from Zophobas morio, 2393 nucleotides. Its product is annotated as E3 ubiquitin-protein ligase UHRF1-like. The transcript is spliced from 10 exons. The record is from RefSeq and is a predicted model, not a curated record. Gene Ontology annotation, biological process: negative regulation of gene expression via chromosomal CpG island methylation; protein ubiquitination. Gene Ontology annotation, molecular function: protein binding; ubiquitin protein ligase activity. NCBI's taxonomy places the organism in Eukaryota, Metazoa, Arthropoda, Insecta, Coleoptera, Tenebrionidae. Bases 260 to 2287 code for a protein of 675 amino acids.